AUGGCCAAGAUUGCCUUGCAGCUGCAAGGGCACGCGGCUUCUUCGAAGGCCAUGGAGGAUUUGACAAAAGCGAAAGCCGAGAUGGAGUUGAAGAAGAUCGAUGACCAAGUGCCCGAGGAUACCUGGGUGGACGCGAUGAAGGAGUUCGCUGCAGGAUGCUGUCGGUCUGUCAAGAAGCAAGAGGAAUCUGCAGCCUGA
Molecule: messenger RNA, 198 nt
Organism: Symbiodinium necroappetens
Lineage: Eukaryota; Dinophyceae; Suessiales; Symbiodiniaceae
Source: the annotation of a GenBank genome assembly